AUGGGGAGCGUGACGUUCAGGGACGCAUUUCAGGCCAUGCUUGACAGUGUGCGAGUCCCGUUCGAUCAAUGUCUUCGUAUCAUCCAGGACAAUAUACAACUCGAUCCACACUUCGUCGACUUCUAUCACUGGGCGAACGAACAUAAUGUUCCUAUAGUUAUUCUAUCCUCAGGAAUGACGCCCAUUAUAAAUGAACUAUUGGUGUCUCGGCUCGGCAACAAGCUAGAAAACAUCUUCGUCGUUGCAAACUAUGUCGAGCCUCGCAGCGGUAAGCAAAUCAACGAGGAUGGUGGAUGGCGCAUCAAAUAUCGCGACGAUAGCGUGUUUGGCCACGACAAAUCGCUAGAGAUAAAGCCGUACGUUGCGUUAUCUAAUGAGCGUCGUCCUCUACUACUGUAUGCAGGAGAUGGCGUUUCAGACUUGUCUGCUGCGUCGGAAACCCACAUCCUCUUUGCAAAGGAUGGUUUGGUCGCCAGACCUAACGACCAGCGGGCCGCUGCGGGCCGGUCCCGUGGCAUUUGCCAAGACCCAGGCUGA
Penicillium arizonense is the source of this 537-nucleotide messenger RNA. RefSeq lists its product as uncharacterized. Gene Ontology annotation, molecular function: magnesium ion binding; phosphatase activity. The record is from RefSeq and is a predicted model, not a curated record. The transcript has 4 exons. Gene Ontology annotation, biological process: L-serine biosynthetic process; dephosphorylation. Gene Ontology annotation, cellular component: cytoplasm. NCBI's taxonomy places the organism in Eukaryota, Fungi, Ascomycota, Eurotiomycetes, Eurotiales, Aspergillaceae. The coding region runs from base 1 to 537 and encodes 178 amino acids.